This is a messenger RNA of Strongylus vulgaris, 1008 nucleotides long. The record is from the annotation of a GenBank genome assembly. NCBI's taxonomy places the organism in Eukaryota, Metazoa, Nematoda, Chromadorea, Rhabditida, Strongylidae.
AUGCAACAGCAUAGAAUGAAUGAGGACACGCCGCAAGUGACAAACGCAACUUCUGAAGAAAUGAGAGAUAGUGUGGAGGAAGAGUCUCCAGAAAAGCAAGAAAAGACGCCAGAGGAGAUGGCCCGUCUCAAGCGACAUUAUGUUCUUAUGGAGUUGGUGGAGACUGAAAAGGAUUACGUCAGAGACCUCGCUUCUGUUGUUGAGGGUUAUAUUGCAAAUCUGGAACGGAUGGGCUUACCCGAUGAUCUUAUCGGAAAGGAUAAAAUCAUAUUUGCGAACAUUGCACAAAUACUGGAAUUUCAUAAGAACAUAUUUUUGAAGGAAAUUGAAAAGUGCCUCGAUAAUUACGAAGUUGCCGGAAGUGCCUUUGUCAAAUAUAAAGGAAGACUGGAAACAAUGUAUGUUCGAUAUUGCCAAAAUAAGCCAAAAUCGGAUUAUCUUGUGUCGCAAGAGGACUUUGAACAGUUUUUUGCCGAGACGAAAGCGAAACUAGGACAUAAGGUGGCGUUGAGCGAUCUACUCAUAAAGCCUGUGCAGCGCAUUAUGAAAUAUCAGUUGCUUUUGAAAGAUAUUCUCAAAUUUACUGAAAGAGCCAAGGAGAAGACGGAUAUACUUAAAAAAGCUUUGGCGGUUAUGCAUGUUGUGCCAAAAGCUUGCGACGAUAUGAUGCAGGUCGGUAGACUGCAGAAUUUCGAUGGAAAUCUUAAUGCGCAAGGGAAACUCAUCUAUCAGGGUACUCUUCCUAUAUCUGACAGUCAAGCUGGAACAUCUCAAAAAUCGAAGGAUCGUCGAAUCUUCUUAUUCGAGCAGUCGGUUAUCAUUGCUGAUCAUAUACCACCCAAGAAGGAGUUUGGAAAUCCCAUAUACAUCUUCAAAAACCAGAUUAUGGUAAAUAAAAUGCUCUUUGAACCAUCCAUAGCUGACGACCCUCUGAAGUUCAUCAUCCGCAGCUCGGACCCAGCCCAGCCAACAGCGUUCAUUGCCACUGCUCAAACACAGGAUGAGAAG